Drosophila eugracilis is the source of this 946-nucleotide messenger RNA. RefSeq names its product thyrostimulin alpha-2 subunit (gene Gpa2). The transcript is spliced from 2 exons. Lineage: Eukaryota; Metazoa; Arthropoda; Insecta; Diptera; Drosophilidae. Gene Ontology annotation, molecular function: hormone receptor binding. Bases 136 to 561 code for a protein of 141 amino acids. Gene Ontology annotation, biological process: cell surface receptor signaling pathway. The record is from RefSeq and is a predicted model, not a curated record.
UCACCCUUCUUUUCAUCCCUCAUGAAUAUAUCAGAAAUAGCUAUUAUUCUUACUGCACUUAGAUAACCGGAUAAUUAUAUUUGUCUUCUGUGCUUCUGCGCAAUCGUCAAGAUACUGUGUCCGUAUAAAAGCCAGAUGGAAAAUUAUCCAAUUAGAAUAGCUAACAAUAUGGGGUCGGGUCAAUUCCUGAUAUAUUUUUGCUGCUCGUGGCUUAUGCUAUGCAAAAGUAUUUCGGAGGGCAGAGACGCAUGGCUUCGCCCUGGAUGCCACAAAGUUGGAAAUACACGAAAGAUUUCUAUUCCUGAUUGCGUAGAGUUUACCAUAACAACAAAUGCGUGCCGCGGGUUCUGCGAGUCCUAUUCAGUUCCCUCUGUUUCAUGGGCAGGUGCAUCAUUGGCUGUUUUAUCCAAACCACCGAAGCCAGUGGUGAGUGUUGGACAAUGCUGCAAUAUAAUGAAGUCAGAGGAGAUACAACGCCGCGUAUUAUGUAUUGAUGGUAUUCGAAGUGUCACCUUCAAAAGUGCUGUGACGUGCAGCUGUUAUCACUGUAAAAAGGAUUAGAUUCAAACAGUAUUAUACGACCUUAGCCAUUUGUAAAUUUUAUUUAAAUUUGCCUUGGUGCUUAUAAGAUAAAAUAGACACACUCUUAAGAAUGUUUCUCAGGCAAAUAUAUCUUGAGAGACAAAGGCGUAAAUUGUACUUUUGUAAGAAUAUAUAGGAAGCUUCCACUAAGGCUAACACAUUUUUAGUAUGAUUGAUAUUACAUUAUAUAUGCUAUAACAUCAUGGGGCUAAUAGUCAGGAAUUUAAAAGGAGCGACAAAGCGACCAUAUAAGACGAACUUGCCGUUUCUAUAUAAGAAAUAAAAAUAGAUUAAAUUCCUCUUUUGAAGGUUUAAAUUAUAUUUUCUGCUUUACAUUUAUUCAAAGAGACUAUGUCUUAUCCAA